AUGUCCUACGCAUAUCGGGAAAAAGAACUUCGAAUGCAAGAGCCAGGAGCUAUUAAAACAGCUCUCAAAGCAAAAUAUACCGACGUGGAGAAGAAAAGGCUAAUCUCGGUUGUAACCAGGAUGCUUGAUGCGAGCGAGGUGGUGUGGGGAGAGCCUUGCAAAGUGUAUUACAAAGAUGCUACGGCCACCAAAUUGGCAGCCACCGAAGGGCUGGGGUUGACCAAAGAACAGGCUCUGACUCUGCUCACAACUGUUUACAACAAACUUCAAGAAACGGAUCUAGUCAAGGAGCAUCAAAGGGCCUUGGCGGGGGCAAAAAGGCAAUGA
Penicillium canescens is the source of this 327-nucleotide messenger RNA. RefSeq lists its product as uncharacterized. Lineage: Eukaryota; Fungi; Ascomycota; Eurotiomycetes; Eurotiales; Aspergillaceae. The transcript has a single exon. The record is from RefSeq and is a predicted model, not a curated record. The coding region runs from base 1 to 327 and encodes 108 amino acids.